This is a messenger RNA of Malaya genurostris, 2285 nucleotides long. RefSeq lists its product as uncharacterized. Bases 144 to 1991 code for a protein of 615 amino acids. The transcript is spliced from 4 exons. The record is from RefSeq and is a predicted model, not a curated record. NCBI's taxonomy places the organism in Eukaryota, Metazoa, Arthropoda, Insecta, Diptera, Culicidae.
UUCAAUAAACCAUAAUCAAAACAAGACCGCUUACUAGUUGCCAGGAAAAUCCCCUGAUUUUUAUAUUGUUUUGUUACUUUGCAAUGCUUUAGUGGUUCUAGGAACUUCGUUUGAUUUCAAUUCUAUUUCUUUUGUAUGAUAAAAUGACGGUAUCACAUUUAAUAGAAAAACUUAAGGUCGGAAAGCGAUUUGUACUACUCGACCUGGUAGUUCAACCAGACUGUGAAUUGCCAUGGGAUUCGGCAGGCCCAGAGAAUAAGUUUCUGACCAGAGAAGACUGGAAGUUAAUUUACCGAGAGUUGGAUUCUAUUUGUCAAAAUCAUUUCGGAGGCUCGACUGCUGGAGCUAGUUCGAAGUAUUUACUAGAUAAGGAAUAUCAGCUUCGCUUGACGAAUAAGCUGAAUAUUCUAAUAAAAUAUGAAUUCAAAUGCAAAAACCAGCGGGAUAAUUUGAAUUUCAUCUUUCACGUCUGCGACAGGAAGCUCCAUUCCCAUUGCCUGUACGUACAAAUUGUGGAUGACGUAAAGGAAAUUUUCCGGGAGUUGAAAGACAAAAAUGAAACAAUCGAACGACAGCAGAAAGAAAUCGAAAAAUUAAGAAAUUUACCGGAUUUAAGUCAAGAGUACACUCCUGCUCCAAUAAAAACUUCUUUAGAUUCUUCGAGCGAACAUUUAGAGUACAUUCCUUUUGCAAUUAAUGGUAAUUCAACACCAACCAAGACUAAGUACAAAGCUUCCAGGAUAGAAGACACCGUAAAAGUUGAACCGGAUCCAUACACUCCAACUUACAGCCAGGAGAUUGAUAUCGGGCUGCAUUCUUACGUUCCUGCAACUUUUUCAUCGCCAAAUUUGCAAACAACCGAUCAAAAAGUUGCGUCCAGCCCGAGCAAAAGUAGCUUCAAAGGUAAAAGAAGCCGUUCACGCCAUGCACAGAUAUUCGGUGGUUCAGAUGAAGAAGAGGAUAAUGAACCGUCAUCUUCGUCGCUCGUGAAGCACGACUCUGAUUUAAAUCGAAGCGUUGAAAACAUUUUCAGUGAGGAUUCUCCUCCGAAAGUGAUUGACCUGAUUGGUAGUAGCAGCGGGGAAACGCGAAAAAGUGACGACGGUAAGCGAGCCCAACUUCCUAGGAAAACGAAAACCAACGCCAUCGUUCAUAUGGAGGAAACCUGUCAAAUGAUCAGGGCUCCUAACUUUUCGCUUUCAAAACGUCGCCGCAAAGAUAGUGAAAUAGUGGGUGGAAGUUCGAAGAGUGCCAAAAAGUCUGCCAGUGCACUUGACAAAAGUGGCACAAUGGAUCAGUGGCUUAUAAAAGAAGGCAAAAGAAAUUCUGGAUCGUCGAAGGACGGUGAAUUGUCGUCUUCGUCUGGCUUUAAGCAACCUCACAAGAACAAGGAAAAUGGUGGGCACAAGACCAGCAAGAAAGCGAAAAAAGAAAAAGUUGGAGUCACUGUUGUACAGCCCGUGGAUCACGAGAAGCUUAGAGCGGAAGAAGAUGCCAUGCGUAAGACGUGUGCCGGUUUAGAUAAGCUAGUCGAAAUGCUGCCGGAGGAUAAGAGUGAACUCGACGUGCCAAUCUUAGACUGCACAAAGAUGUCGAAUGAACAAAUGCUUGCCACAUUUGCGGAGUAUCGCGGAGAGCUACGACAAAUAUUCGAUCGCUACAAAGACAAAACCGAACGCCAGUGGCAACAUGCACCGGAAUUAGUCUACUACACAGAAGUGACGGGUGUGCUAGGAGAAGACCAAACCUAUGAGAUGAUGAAACGUCUGGAGGAAGAAUUCGUUCCGGCCGAGGAUCGAGGCAAGUACACCGAAUUUUUCUCGUCGAUUCUGGUGAUGGAAUGGGGUAUUCGUAUUUGGAUGAAGCGGUUCAAUUUUACGGAUCGACGGCAGGCCUUAGACCGCAUCCGACUGCAAGAGGAGGCCAAUCCAGUGGAACUGACAUCGAGCUAUCUGGCGUCUUUGACAGGUAGCAGUAAAAAGCGACGAUAAACCGAUGAUCACUGAUUGUUAAGAGUUGAAAUGUUUUUGAAAAUCGAUUUCUUUUCAUUUUCUUUGAUUUGUAUUAUAUGGAGGCCUUAGAUCGACGUGAUGGAUACCGGCUGUUACGGUGUCUUGUUCGUAAUAAUAUAUAAAAUGUUUUGAUUCUGUAGCAGCUUUGUGUUUUGGAGUCUGUAGGCAAUGCAUAAGUUUUCUAUACCGCAGGUUAACAAGACUGAAGAUAUCUGUUUCGGAUCCUAUCUGUUUGUUUUAUCCUCUUUGAAUUAUUACAAUAAUAAAGAUACA